UCUUCCCCCUCCACCCAAGUGGUGUGGUCGUGUGGUGUCUGGUGUGUCAAACGAGAUCGUGCGAGUGCGGGUCCACAAUUUACCCCAAAACGACAUUAUUUUUUAAAUUUUCCAUUAAUGAAUUGAGUGCCCACGCGAUUACUUCUCAGUCAACCCCGGAAACUUCAUCCGGAUCAUUUGAUCAUAAAUCUUGAUAAUUACAAACGGUGAAACAUGUUCCUUUGGGACUGGUUCUCCGGAGUACUCGGCUAUCUAGGCCUAUGGAAAAAGGGCGGUAAAUUACUGUUUCUCGGCCUGGACAAUGCCGGAAAAACAACACUACUUCACAUGCUCAAGGACGACCGGCUAGCUCAACACGUACCCACGUUGCAUCCGACGUCUGAAGAAUUGUCCAUUGGAAAUAUUCGCUUCACGACCUUCGAUCUUGGAGGCCACACACAGGCACGUAGAGUAUGGAAGGACUAUUUUCCCGCAGUAGAUGCUAUCGUAUUUCUGGUAGACGCGAGUGACACUACACGACUACUAGAGGCCAAGGCUGAGCUUAAAGCUCUCCUUACUGACGAGCAACUUAGCUCAUGUCCAGUACUUGUAUUAGGCAAUAAAAUCGACAAGCCGGGCGCUGCAUCAGAACAAGACCUCAUGAAUCACUUCAAUCUGUAUGGCCAAACGACUGGCAAGGGUAAAGUUCCCAGAAGUGAUAUUCCCGGUCGUCCACUGGAGUUGUUCAUGUGCUCAGUGUUGAAACGACAGGGAUACGGCGAGGGCUUCCGUUGGCUCGCCCAGUACAUUGACUGAACACGCACGUAAACACCAUUAAAUCGUUCUCCUCGUCAAAACAGGAAGAAACAAAUGAAAAAAUCAACCACCAAUGUAAUCGUCAACGGAGAUAUUGGUACCUUAUUGUUACAAUUAUUUUUCAUCAGUGAAAUUAAUUCAUGCAUUGAUAACAGCCAUCAUUGUAUUUAAUUCGAAAUCAAAUGUGAUGUUUGUGCUGAAAAGAUUUGUCAUUUUAAUUGAUUAAACGAUUUAUUGAGAAGUGGGGAGGGAGAAGAAAGAGAUGCUAUUGAUACGAAAAUGAAUGCAAAACCGUUUGAGAAAUAAAAAGGAAAAAAAAACAUUUUGAUAAAUGAACAA
Messenger RNA from Diachasmimorpha longicaudata, 1134 nucleotides. RefSeq names its product GTP-binding protein SAR1 (gene Sar1). The record is from RefSeq and is a predicted model, not a curated record. The coding region runs from base 214 to 795 and encodes 193 amino acids. Gene Ontology annotation, cellular component: COPII vesicle coat; endoplasmic reticulum exit site. The transcript has 6 exons. Gene Ontology annotation, molecular function: GTP binding; GTPase activity. Lineage: Eukaryota; Metazoa; Arthropoda; Insecta; Hymenoptera; Braconidae. Gene Ontology annotation, biological process: vesicle organization; endoplasmic reticulum to Golgi vesicle-mediated transport; intracellular protein transport.